AUGGCGCAGGUUGAAGUGAACUUAUCGGCAUUAUUCACAGAAUUGAACAAACACGGCCAAAAUGGAGACUAUGAUCGAGCUAUCAAGGUUACCAACAAAAUUUUGAAAGCAGCACCUGGUGAUAAGAAAGCAUUUCAUUGUAAAGUUAUCUGUCUGAUUCAGCAGUCUGAUUUUAGACAAGCAUUGAAAGUAUUGCAAGAUAAUUCUAACCUGUCUAGUGAGCUGACUUUUGAAAAGGCGUAUUGUCAAUACAGAUUAAACGCAGUAAGAGAUGCUUUAUCCACUAUACGAGACACUAUUAACCCAGAUAUUAAACUUAAAGAACUGGAAGGUCAAGUGCUUUAUAGACUAGAAGAGUAUGAAGAUUGCUUGGAUGUUUAUAGAGAUGUUAUAAAGAAUACCUCGGAUGACUAUGAAGAAGAAAGACAUACAAAUCUGUCAGCUGUAACAGCUGCUUUACAAAUAUGGGGAGAUAAAAAUGUGGAUGAUUAUGGACUGACAGAAGAUACCUUCGAGUUAUGUUACAAUAAAGCCUGUUUCCUUCUUGGUCAAGGUAAUAUCAAAGCAGCAGAGAAGAAGUUGCGUGAAGCUGAGUCACUAUGCCGACAGAUGCUGGAAGAUGACACUGACAUAACAGAAGAGGAGAUAGAGGAGGAACUCAGUGGUAUCCAUGUACAGCAUGCCUAUACUCUACAAUUACUUGGCAAGAAUGAUAAAGCACUCAAGUUAUAUAACCAAGUAGUCAAAUCAAAACCUUCCGAUAUUGGAUUGAUGGCUGUGGCUUGUAAUAAUAUCAUCACCCUCAAUAAGGAUCAAAAUGUGUUUGAUUCCAAAAAGAAAAUGAAAGCUGCCACAGCAGAUGGUCUUGAACAUAAGUUAACUAGAGAACAAAGAAAUACUAUAGCAUUAAAUAAAUGUUUACUGCUCAUGUAUACUAAUCAGGCGGAUGCAUUCAAGAAAUCAGUGAAGAAUCUGAAAAGUAAUUCUAACAGUGAUGUACCAUUUCUAAUAGAAGCUGCCCAGUUAUGUCGAGAGAAGCAUGUCAAUAAAGCUAUCCAGUCACUAAAGGAAUAUUUAGAAGUGCAAUCAAAUCCAUCUGUUAGAGUACAACUAACUCUGUCACAAUUACAUUUAAUGCAAGGUAACGUUGGUCAAGCAUGUAAAGUACUUCGAAGCAUUGAAGAGUUGAAACACCACCUUGGUAUGGUAUCCACGCUGGUUUCAUUGUAUAUGAGUUUAGAAGAUGUAGAUACUGCCAUAGAAAUACUAGAUAAUGCAGUACAUUAUUACAGAAAAAAUCGGGGGCCUAAAGGUUGCUUGCAAUCAUUAUUGAAAGAAAAUGCUAAUUUUAAGUUACGACAUGGCAGAUCAGAGCAAGCUGUGCAGAUGCUAGAGGACCUUAGACGUGCCAAUCCCAAUGAUAUGCAUACACUGGCUCAGUUAAUCUCAGCGUAUGCACAGUUCAACCCAGUGAAAGCACAACAAUUGAGUGAAGAGUUGCCGUCUAUUGCUGAGUCAGCGGAAGAUAUAAAUGUAGAUGCCUUGGAAAAUUCAGCUUUCUUAUUUGGGCCCAAGUACCUGAAAAAGGCUAGCAAGCCAGAAAGUAUCGAGAAGAAAGCUGCACAACCCCAACAAGAUUUAAUUCAGAAAAAGAAGAAAAAGAAAAGACGAGGAAAGUUACCAAAAAGCUACGACACUAAUGUUGAUCCCGAUCCAGAAAGAUGGCUGCCUAAACGAGAGAGAUCAUAUUACAAAGGAAGGAAGAAAGAUAAAAAAGGAAUGAAUGUUGGUAAAGGAACUCAGGGUGCUGCGUCAUCCUCUGCUUACAAUGACCUGGAUGCCAGCAAACCAUCAAGUACGCCGAGUUCACCAAGAGCAGGUACUGUACCACCUUCUUCGGCGUCAUCUACCGCAAGCAGCCAACCUGGACCAAGACAACAGAAAUCAGCAGCUGCAGCUAGGAAGAAACCAAAAAAGAAGGGGGGAAAGAAGGGAGGUGGUUGGUGAAACAGUAAAUAGGAAGAAACCAAAGAAUAAGAGGGGGAGAGGACAAUAGGGGCAAGUUUCAGCCACAGAAGUUUCUCCCUCUAUUUGCCACCCUCGAAGUUUUGGCCACACGUUUUAGAUUUUACUGAUUGAGUUCUUGCGAUUAAAAAUAAAUUUAUAUAUAUUUACUUUCAACUCGUUCAUUGCAAAAUAUAUAAAUAUUUAUUUACUUGUGCAUUCCAAACAUGGUUUAUUUCUAAUUAUUUAGAUUUAUUUAACUCUUCCGGUGUUUUAUAUUAAAUAAAAAUAAAUAUGCUGUACUUGAAUCGUAAGAGUAAAUAAAUAUAAUUACCGGUAAGCAAUACUUGUAACAUACACGUUAGAAAUAAAUUACAAAUAUGCUUGCAAUACAAGAGUUAUUAGAAAAUAAAUAAAAAUAUGCCUUACUUGAACAUACUAUUUAUUAUUAAUAUCUUAUACUUGUAAUGUACGAGUUAUUAGAUAAUGAAGAUGUACAUGCAACAUACAAGUUAAAAAUAAUUAGAAAUAUGGCGUACUUGCAAUGCACAAAGUAUUAGUAAAUAAAUAUACCGUACUUGUAAUGUACGAGUUAUUAGUAAAUAAAAAUAAGUAUGACGUACUUGGAAUGCUCAACUUAUAAGUAAAGAAUUAGAAAUAUGCUGUACUUGAAUAUAUGAAUUAUUACUAAAUAUGUAAAAAUACACCCAACAUACUAGUUAAAAGUAAUUAUAUAUAAAUAUACACAAUAAGAACUUGAUGGGAUAUAAAAUGUGUGUGGCUGAAAUUUCAAUCAUGGCGAAUGGAUGCCAAAGAAAAUAAAGAGUGAGAAUGGUGGUUGGUGAAAUGAUUAAUUUCAUGUUUAAUAAGAUAUUUUUCCCGAGAUUUCAUUUUGUUUUUAAUUGAGAAAUAAAACUGUUUACCAACCUCAGUAUA
Molecule: messenger RNA, 2940 nt
Organism: Saccoglossus kowalevskii
Lineage: Eukaryota; Metazoa; Hemichordata; Enteropneusta; Harrimaniidae
Product: signal recognition particle subunit SRP72-like
Biological process (GO): SRP-dependent cotranslational protein targeting to membrane
Cellular component (GO): signal recognition particle, endoplasmic reticulum targeting
Molecular function (GO): 7S RNA binding; ribosome binding; protein binding
Source: RefSeq, a predicted model, not a curated record